CACAGUCACUUCUGAUCGAGUCUCUCACAGAGUGGAUAACACACAGACGAGCAGGAUCUCCUUAGAACCAGACACGAACCCAAACGGACUCAUCCUGAAUGUGGUCUUCCGUUUUGCUGAAGGAAAAUCUGUCAAACAUGCCGGUGUCAAGGAUGCGAAUGCGGCCGUGGAUCGAGAAGCAGAUCGAGUCAAACUCUGUCUCUGGUCUGAGUUGGGUGGAUAAGGAUAAGACGAUGUUCUCCAUCCCCUGGAAGCACGCAGCUCGCCACGGCUGGGAGAUGGACAAGGACGCAACUCUGUUCAAACAAUGGGCCAUCCACACAGGCAAACACGUGGAAGGCCAGGCCUGCGACCCGAAGACGUGGAAAGCCAACUUCCGCUGUGCGAUGAACUCGCUGCCCGACAUCGAGGAGGUGAAAGACAAGAGCGUCAACAAAGGACACCAAGCUAUGCGCGUCUUCAGGAUGCUGCCCACCAGCCCCAAAUCUAGAGAUAAACGAAGCAAAGGGAAGGAAUCAAAGCCGAGAAGGAAGAACUCAAUGAUCAAGAUGGAGGAAGAAGGAGAAUACAUGGACACCUCCAGCCACGAGCCCAUGCAAGAAGGCGCUUCAUCCACUCAGGAGAACACGGUCGACAGCACUGUGCAAACCGAGCACACAGAUUUCUCAUUUGUGUCUCCGUCUGAAGUCCCUGAGUGGAGUUUGUCGGUGGAAAUUGGCUCCGACUUCAACCAGAGAUUCGAGGUUUCACCCGAUCACAGCCCCGAUUACGACUACUCCGACGACAUUGUCCAGAUUUGUCAGCAACUGGAGAAAGACUCACACUGGGUGAUGGGCGGUUUUGAAGGCACGGGAUUCCUGAGCAAUGAAGCAUGCACCAGUCCAGGCAGCCAGUGGAGUGAAUCGUCCUCAGUCGACGAGCUAGACGAUAUGCCGCAGUACACGGUUUUGGGCUCGGACACCCAGAAUUCCACAGACGACAUUUGGAAGAGCUUUUUCCAUCAGGCGUUCUGAGAGAUCUUCAGGACAGAAGGACAGGAGGGAGCCUUUUUUUGACACUUUUGGACUUUUUUUAAAAGAGCUCCUCCUGUCCACCACGUUCAAGACCCUGUCCUCUCAGUGGAGUCGACCGUUGACCGCGCGUCGCGCCCGUUGUUUGGCGCCCGGUAGUACGCGAUCCGAAGAUCUCCCUCUCGCCAACCCCGCUAAACCUUUUGUGUGAAGUUGUGAAGUGCUCUGCUGCGUUAGAGGAACUCGCACGCUGUUCAUUUUCGAUGUUUUUGGCUGGUUCAAGGCAUUUUUGAUGCUCAGUUUCUUUUGUUGUGAGGGUGGGUUGUAAUAGCACAGGAGUUGUUUUUCGCUCAGGCAGGACAUACACAGGAUCAUACGCAUGAUUACAUCCGAGGUAGACAGUACUUACCUCAAAACGCAGAUAGGCUACAUAAUCAGCACGCUAAACAUUUGACAGCUACUCAACAUUUAAAGUACAGCAAUAGACAUAAUAUCAUUUUUUUUCUCCGUUUUAGAAAAACUUCUUAACUUCUGGUAAAAAGCUCUACUUCAACAAUCUUACAGUUCUUUGCUUAAAGCAGUUGUAGCAAAUUUAUGUAAAUAGUUGUUUAUGUGUGUGUGUUUUUGUAAAAUAAAUGUGAAUGAAUAUGACUCUUUGUUACGAGUUUUUAAAUGCUCCGGUGAAGUAAAAUAAAUUUCUCUG
Molecule: messenger RNA, 1713 nt
Organism: Anoplopoma fimbria (sablefish)
Lineage: Eukaryota; Metazoa; Chordata; Actinopteri; Perciformes; Anoplopomatidae
Gene: irf1b
Product: interferon regulatory factor 1b
Exons: 10
Coding region: 99-1013 (304 amino acids)
Biological process (GO): regulation of transcription by RNA polymerase II; immune system process
Cellular component (GO): nucleus
Molecular function (GO): RNA polymerase II cis-regulatory region sequence-specific DNA binding; DNA-binding transcription factor activity, RNA polymerase II-specific
Source: RefSeq, a predicted model, not a curated record